Molecule: messenger RNA, 1104 nt
Organism: Apiotrichum porosum
Lineage: Eukaryota; Fungi; Basidiomycota; Tremellomycetes; Trichosporonales; Trichosporonaceae
Exons: 3
Coding region: 1-1104 (367 amino acids)
Biological process (GO): cristae formation
Cellular component (GO): MICOS complex; mitochondrial crista junction
Source: RefSeq, a predicted model, not a curated record
AUGGCGGCCUUCCAGCGUGUCUUCCGGGCAUCAAUUGCCCCCUCCGUCGCCUUCGGAGCCGCACUUGCAGCCAGCGCUACCACUGCUAUGGCCGACGACGGCUCGUCUGCCUCGCAGGUCCGUCCCGGUCACGCUGCCAACGGAAACAAGCUCCCCAUCUAUACUUCCCCGGACGACGCGCACACCGUGCAGCUGGUUGUCGUUGAGAACCCUCUUGUCGAGUACAUUACCGCCGCUCGUGAGGCCACUACGAGCGCCUUUGGCGGUGUGCGCUCUGUGGUUGAGAGCGGUGUGUCAAGCUGGAUCGGCUUUGAGCGCAAUGUUGAGCACGAGGUGAAGCAGAUUGUCCCCACGGACGAGUCUUUGACUCCCGGCAUCAUCUACGUGCUUGUCGCCGGCCUUACUGGAUCUGUGCUCUCGCGCACUCGCUCGUUCCCCGUUCGCUUCCUUGCCCCUCCCAUCUUUGCGACUGCCGCCCUCCCCUACUUCCUGCCCAAGACUGCCCACAACCUCCGCAAGUACAUUUCGGACGUUGAGGACAAGCACUGCCCCGAGUUUGCGGCCCGUCACGACCACUUCAACCAGGCUCUCGAGCUUCACUGGCACAUGGGCGUUGACAAGCUCCGCGGAGCUGGUGAUGAGGCUCGUCAGUGGACCUCAAAGGCCGUUGACGGCGUCGAGUCGGCCACUGGCCUCAAGGUCGGCGAGGCCGUCCGUAUUAGCCAGGAGCGUGUCGAGGACGUCAAGGAGGCUGCCCGUGCCAAGGUUGCCGAGGUCAAGGCUGCGGCUCAGUCCGUUGCUCCUACUCCUGAGCCUGUUCAGGUCCAGAAAAUUGCCACAGUCAUUGAGCAGAAGCCCAUCGCCGAGAUUGUUGUUCCCGUCCCUGCGGCGGAGCCUGUUGUUGCCGAGGUUGUGGCGGCCCCCGUCGAGGUGGUGAUUGCACCGGUGGCCGUCGCCGAGGUCCCCAAGACUGAGGCCAAGCAGGAGGCUAAGCAGGAGAUCAAGCCUGUGGGCAAGGAAGAGGUUCCUGUCAAGAAGGACGACAAGAAGCCCCGCGAUGUCAUUGCACGCCCUGUCGAGGACGGCGGCAAGCGUCUCGUCUAG